AUGGAGCACCACAACAAGCUGAACAACUGGCAGGAUAUUACCGUGUUGUUGGUGUACUUCGCCGCCGUGCUGGCUGUCGGAUUAUGGUCAAUGCGAAGUUCCAAACGAGGAAAUGUGAAGGGCUACUUCCUGGCUAGUGGCACCAUGCCUUGGGUGGCGGUUGGAGCGUCACUGUUCUCUAGCAAUAUUGGGAGUGAACACUUCAUUGGUCUGGCUGGGGCUGGUGCUUCUACAGGAAUAGCAAUGAUUAUGUUUGAGUGGAGCCCAGUGUUUCUGAUACUGCUGCUUGGCUGGUAUUUUAUUCCAGUCUACAUUUCCGCGGGGGUGUACACACUACCAGAAUACUUGGAAAAACGUCUCGGAGGAAACAAAAUCCGGAUAUAUAUUUCGGUUCUAUUCCUUGUGCUUGCCGUCGUCACCAAACUAGCGGUAAACAUGUUUGCUGGCGGACUCUUCAUACAAAUGGCCACCGGCUGGAACAUGUACAUGUCUGUCAUCAUACUCUUAGCUAUUACAGGUUUCUACACCAUACUGGGAGGGCUGAAGGCUGUUAUGUAUACCGACACGUUUCAGGCCAUAGUUCUCACUCUCGGGGCCCUCCUUCUGUUCGGAAUAGCUUUCAGUCGCGUUGGAAGUUUGGAGAACCUGGAGCUUUUGUACAUGAAUGCCACUGCUGCUAUUCAGAUACCCAACAGUACCUGUGGAUUACCAAAAAGAGACGCAUUCCAUGUAUUCCUGGACCCUGUGCAUGGAGAACAACCAUGGCCGGGUCUGCUAGUCUGUUCUUCGCUGGGAUGUGUUGCCUACUGGUGCUGUGACCAGGUUAUAGUACAAAGAUCUCUAGCGGCUAAGAGCCUAUCCCACGCAAAAGGUGGUUCGGUUAUGGCUGCCGGCCUGAAAAUGCUGCCACUUUUCCUGAUGAUAUUGCCGGGAAUGAUUAGUCGAGUCUUGUUUCCUGAUGAGGUAGCUUGUGUGGACCCUGACGAGUGUAUGCGGAUAUGUGAUAAUAGCGUGGGAUGCUCAAACAUCGCCUACCCUAAACUUGUACUGGAAUUGCUUCCAAACGGUCUUAGAGGUUUUAUGAUGGCCGUGGUCCUCUCCGCUAUCAUGAGUUCUCUGACGUCCAUUUUCAACAGCUCCAGCACUUUGUUUACCAUGGACCUGUGGCGUCGAUUUAGACCGCGGUCCACACAAAGAGAACUACUCAUCGUCGGCAGAGUCUUCAUCCUCUUCAUGUGUGUACUCAGCAUCGUAUGGCUGCCUCUUAUCAAAAGCUCACAGGGAGGGCAACUCUUUGCCUACCUCAACAUGGUCCUUGCCAGUCUCAUGGCACCAGCAGGCCCGGCAUUCUUGAUGGCAAUAUUCUGGAAGGGGACGACUGAAAUAGGCGUUGUUGGUGGUUUGCUUCUCACUCACGUCUGUGGAAUAGUUCGUCUGGUCCUGGAAUUCACAUACCCAGCGCCACCUUGUGGACAACCUGAGACACGACCAGCCAUCCUCUACAACUUCCACUUCCUUUACUUCGGAUUUUUCAAUGUAUUCCUGUCAUUUUUGGCCAUUGGUUUGAUCAGCCUGAUCACACGCCGCCGGACUGAUGAGGAGCUUGAACAUGUGACUUGGUGGACAAGAGUGAGGGCCCCUGAUACAAUGCCGGGAGACAAAAAUGAGGAGUACGGGGUCAUUGACAGUGAUGACAUCAACCUUAAGCCAGUCAGUGACGUUGCAGUUAUUGAUAAAACAACUGGAAGAAAAUACGUGUCAGACGAUGAGACCUACCAGGAUGAAGAGGAGUCAAUAAUUGGAGACCAGAGGACCUGUUUGGUCAAACUAACCUCAUUUUUGUUUGGCGAUCCCGAACAAGGAAGGGAGAUAACUGUGAUGUCGCUACGACAGAAGCAAAUAUUCAUGACUGAGCGAAAAGAAUACCAGUGGGUGUUGAAUGCUUCAGCUGUUCUCAUGAUCGCGAUCGUCAUGUUUUUGUCAGGUUAUUUUGCCUGA
Ylistrum balloti is the source of this 1998-nucleotide messenger RNA. Its product is annotated as sodium/mannose cotransporter SLC5A10-like. Gene Ontology annotation, molecular function: D-glucose:sodium symporter activity. The record is from RefSeq and is a predicted model, not a curated record. Lineage: Eukaryota; Metazoa; Mollusca; Bivalvia; Pectinida; Pectinidae. Gene Ontology annotation, biological process: transmembrane transport. The transcript has 15 exons. Gene Ontology annotation, cellular component: plasma membrane. Bases 1 to 1998 code for a protein of 665 amino acids.